UAGAAUUUUAGUCGCUUUUUAGUAAUACUGUUGUACUUUAUUUUCCUGAAACCUAAAGAUACGAUUUUGAUUUCAGCAAUCUUCAUGAAAAUGAUGGGCUAUUCGUUUGCUGUCACGUCCGUUGUUUUGGCAUUGUUCGCGGCCAAUGUGUCGACGGACGAAGGGACUUGCGACGUGGACUACCGGUUGCACGAGAACUUGUCGUCGGUGCUCAGGAACCCGGUGGGCGUGGGAAUGCUGAACGACGUGGCGCGCAACGUGGCCGACAUGUGCAUGGACCCGGCGGCGCACAACUCGCAGGUGAAGCUGCUGGACGCGUUGAUUGACGUGUCCACGGACAAGACGGUGGCGCAAACGCUGGGCAACGUGUUCUUCUGGACCCGGAAGCUGAUCAAGGACCCGUACUUCCGGGCCGCGUGGGACGAGACGAUGCGCGGCCUGAGCGUGUGCUUCGACCGGCACGCGGACUUGUCCCAGCUGACGGACACGGUUUUCGACAAACUGGACGUGGUGCUCAACCAUCCGAAAUUUGACGACGUGUUCGAGUCGGUGGUGCAACGCGCGUCCAUGUUCACGGACGUGCACAAGAAGAUCGCGUACGGCGCGGGCGCGCUGCUGGCCAAACCGAUGGGCGGCAAACGGAGCGUCUCGAACGUCCAGCGCCGGAACUCCGCGAGGAGCACGCGCUGACCGCUGACCGGUGGUCGGCACAAGCUCGUUUUCCGCACCGCGCGCACGGGCGAGACGAUAGCCAUCGACGACGACCGAUGACCGUUUCGUUUUUUAUUAUUAUUUUUUUUUUUUUUUUUUUGUACACCCGAUACAUUCCAAUACAAAUAUACCUGUUCCGCGCGAGCCAAAUACACGUUUUAUUUUUUAAAAAA
Messenger RNA from Sipha flava (yellow sugarcane aphid), 884 nucleotides. RefSeq lists its product as uncharacterized. The coding region runs from base 85 to 690 and encodes 201 amino acids. The record is from RefSeq and is a predicted model, not a curated record. Lineage: Eukaryota; Metazoa; Arthropoda; Insecta; Hemiptera; Aphididae. The transcript is spliced from 2 exons.